Messenger RNA from Phytophthora sojae, 744 nucleotides. RefSeq lists its product as hypothetical. Lineage: Eukaryota; Oomycota; Peronosporomycetes; Peronosporales; Peronosporaceae. The record is from RefSeq and is a predicted model, not a curated record. The transcript has 3 exons. The coding region runs from base 1 to 744 and encodes 247 amino acids.
AUGGGCCUGCAAGAUCUCGCUCCAGCAAACACACAGAGGGCACAGAAGACAGCGAUCAAUGCGUUUGAGCGUUUCCUUGCGUCAGAGGACGUUAACAUGGGCUUCAUCGCUGCGUGCCUUCUCAACGACAAGAACGGGUCUGCGUGUGUGAAGCUCAUGGAUCGCUUUGCCGUAUACCUGGCUUUUGUGGACGGCAGAGCUGAGAAACCGCUCGCGCGAAACUCGGUCAUGAGCUACUACCGCCACCGCUAUUGCCUGAAACGAAGCGAGGGAGGGACGGUCAAGAUAGCGCCGACCUGCACCAAGGAGGACCUGCGAAUCCUUAUGGACGGAAUCUACUAUGACGCGGCAAGUUCUAAGGACUACCAGGACGCUGCAUUGCUUGCGCUGAUGUGGUACACGUUUGGAAGGGCUUCAAACCUCGGUUUUGUGGCUAAGAGUAGCUUGUCCGUCAGCUCCGACGGUGUCAUUUUCGUCCGGCUGAUACGUGUGAAGACCUCAGAAGAGCAAGGUCUCUUCAUAUUCCCGGAGAAGGACAGCUUUAUUACCUGCCCUCUGCACGCUGUAGCGAUGGCACUCGUGAUGCAAGAUUUCCCAUCGUCUCAGGUCCUGGAGCAUCCUCAGCUGUUUGAUGGUAGCGCCGAGAAUUUGGCUGCUCCUCCAGACGACGUACCGCUAGUUGAGGCUCUGGCCUGCUGCUCUCUUAGUGAUGCAUGCUGCAUCGAAAGCACAGGCAAGAGCUAA